UUGGCGAUGAAUGCGCAUCCGAGUCUAGCCAUGGCGAACGCAACCGGCGCUGCACUCAGCUCUGCACAUGUCGUACCAAGCAAACGAUACAACCCGGAGUAUCGCUGGGAAGUGAUCGCAGCAGGCUGUACGUGGUACCAUUCCCGGAAGGCAGUCCAGUCACGGUUAAUCCAAGCACAGGGCGCAAACCGAGUACGACUGCGAGUCGCCAAGGCCUCCGGCAGCUCUCUCAGCAACUCAGCCAACGGAUUCCGCUCGAUGUCUACGAGCACAUCAUGGACCAGAUGGACCAAAUGGGGCUGUACCGUGCUGCGCUCGUCUGCCACGCCUGGUACCACCAGAGCAUCCGCCUCCUCUACCGCACCGUCGAGAUCCAGCAGCGCUCCGCGUUCAGCACCAUCUCACGCACGAGUCCCGCCGCACGGGCCCGCCUCGUGACAAGCAGGGAGCUGCGCAUAACACAUCGCAGGGGUCCACCCUUCUGUCACGCAGUCCCGCUUACCCUCGGACGCGCGAUGCCCGCAGUCGAGCGCCUCGCGUUCCACGCCUGCCUCCAGCCGCUCAUGCACCCGACCUUCGCGCGCUACCUCUCGUCAUUCAAAAGCGUAACGAGGCUCGAGAUCGAAGGCUUCCGAUUCUCGAGCGUCGCGGAGCUGCAGAGGGUGCUCUGCGCAUUUCCGCGCCUCACCCACCUAUGGCUUUCGCGCGGGGAGUUCGCGCGGAGUGCGGGUGCACAGGAGGAAGGGAAGGAGGGACAGUUCGUGCACGCGACUGGGCCACAGAGCCUACGGCUCCAGACACUAGCCAUCGGCAUGCAGCUGAGUGCUGCGGUGCUGGAGGCCCUAGUCGAUUGGCUCAUUGCAUCUUCUGCGUACCGGACCAUAGCGCAUCUAGAGUUCUGGCGAGACUCGCUCGAAAGCAUCGUUUCCGUCAACCGACUCCUGGAAUUCAUCGGCGGAGCGUUGCUUGACUUUCAUGAACAUCAGGGCCGCCUUGCGUCAGCACGUCGAUCUCCAGUUCAAUUACCGUCUUCGCACUCUGGAGAUGACCAUGUCGAGGCGUCUAACGGAAACGAUGGGUAUCCAGUGGCCUGGCAUCAUGGAAGAGCUGCUCUCCGCGUCCGAAGCUUGGAUGUAGAGCGAGUUCUGCUCCACAUCGUUAGUAGAACGGCGGCGGCGGCGGGCCAGAUGCUUCCGCUCGCUGCCUCUGGGAGCGGCCGACCUCCCCUCUAUGACGCUCUCGAGCGCUCAAAUUUCGAUCUAUUGCGGGAGGUACAGGCGACGGUGGAGCUAGACUCAACGGACUUAUCAUCUGAUGAAGUAAACAAGAUGGUUGCGGAGAUGCACACGCGCAAGAUCGUCCCAUACAUGCGCGUACUACUCGUGCCUUGGCACAAGCGGGGCAUUCUCGCCGUUACGCCAAUUUAUUGGAACCUCUCGCCAUCAUACGGAGAGUUGGACCCCAGUUCUGCGUCCGGGUUGUUGUACGCACAUCAGAUGGAGUUCUACCACCCCAAAUACCUUCCAGUUGGACUGCUCGAACCGCCAUAUGAUCCUGAAUUUGCGUCAGGGUUAUUGCACACGGAUCAGAAAGAGCUCUACCAUCCCCAGUAUCUUCCACUCGGACUGCUCAAGCCGCCAUAGCUAUACAG
Rhodofomes roseus is the source of this 1651-nucleotide messenger RNA. RefSeq lists its product as uncharacterized. Lineage: Eukaryota; Fungi; Basidiomycota; Agaricomycetes; Polyporales; Fomitopsidaceae. The record is from RefSeq and is a predicted model, not a curated record. The transcript is spliced from 3 exons. Bases 276 to 1643 code for a protein of 455 amino acids.